Diorhabda sublineata is the source of this 2342-nucleotide messenger RNA. Its product is annotated as mitochondrial potassium channel ATP-binding subunit. Lineage: Eukaryota; Metazoa; Arthropoda; Insecta; Coleoptera; Chrysomelidae. Gene Ontology annotation, biological process: transmembrane transport. Bases 214 to 2247 code for a protein of 677 amino acids. Gene Ontology annotation, molecular function: ATP binding; ABC-type oligopeptide transporter activity; ATP hydrolysis activity. Gene Ontology annotation, cellular component: membrane. The transcript has 13 exons. The record is from RefSeq and is a predicted model, not a curated record.
GUGGUCAGCUUUAGAACAUUAUCCAAUGUCAGACUAGAAGAGUAACUUAACCAUUUAAAAUUUUUAAAAUGACAAGAAGAUCAUUCUAAAUAUUUAAAUGAAAAAUAAUUUGAAUUAGACUAAUGAAAAUGCACAAAACUUAUUUGAAACUGCUAUAGUUUUAGCUCUUAUUUUUUUAUUUUAUUAAAUGUGUGAUAUAUACUUUCGUUUACAAUGUGGAAAUUACUUCAAAAUAAUUUACAUAACAAAUUACUUUCUCAUAGAAAUACUUUAGUCUGGUUAAGUAAACCAGCUAAUAUUAAAAAUAUUCUUUCAAAACCUAAACAUUCUGGAGCACAAACUAGACGUUUCUAUUUAACAACAUUUGGAGUAACAUUACCUGGUAGUUUGAUAAUUAAAGUACAUCUUUCUCGUAAUGUGGUAUUAUGUGAAGCAAAGAAAACUAGAAUGGUGGGUUAUGAGAAUCCAUCUGAGAGGAAUGCAAAGUUUGAUUGGAUUAGAUUAUGGACCUACUUAAGACCUCAUAUUUGGUACUUUAUAGCAGCUGUAGUAGGAGCUCUAGUUGUGGCAUUAUUAAAUAUACAAAUUCCUCAAGUUUUAGGUGGUGUAGUAAAUGUUCUAUCAAAAUUCAAUGAAAGUAAAGAUACUCAAUUAUUCAUUGCUGAUAUGAAAAAGCCAGCUUUUAAGUUAAUUGGAAUGUAUAUUGCGCAGAGUGCAAGUACAUUUUUCUACAUAUCAAUGCUUUCUAGUUUAGGAGAAAAAAUGGCUUAUAGAAUGAGAGCUGAUUUAUUUGAGUCUAUAGUAAAACAAGAUAUAGCUUUUUUUGAUCAGCAAAGGACAGGAGAAAUUAUUAAUAGAUUAACCACAGAUGUACAAGAUUUUAAAAGUAGUUUCAAGCAAACUGUGUCUGGAGGACUACGUGCUGCUACACAGAUUGUUGGUUGUUCAGUUACUUUGGUUAUGAUAUCUCCACAAAUGACAUUAGUUUCUUUACUGUGCAUACCAUCUGUAAUAGCUGUAGGAACCAUUUUUGGUACUCUUCUAAGGUCAAUUUCCAGAAAAGCACAAGCUCAGAUAGAGAAGACCACAGCUGUAGCAGAUGAAGCAGUUAGUAACAUAAGGACUGUUCGUGCAUUUGCAAUGGAAGACCAAGAAAUACAACUUUUUAACUCUGAAGCUGAACUGGCAAAAUCGUUGAGUAUCGAUUUAGGCUUGGGCAUUGGUUUUUUUCAAGCAGGAACUAAUAUGUUUAUUAAUGGGAUGGUAUUAUCAACUCUAUAUAUGGGUGGUUAUUUAUUAGCAACUAAUCAGUUAUCAGCUGGAGAGGUUAUGGCAUAUUUAAUGGCUUCUCAAACAAUACAACGUUCUUUAGCACAAAUAUCUUUGUUAUUUGGAUCAGUAGUUCGAGGAGUAGCUGCCGGUUCUAGGGUUUUUGAGUAUAUUAAUAAAAUGCCAAAUAUGUCUCUCAAGGGAGGAGAUAUACUUCCAAAUGAAUUGAUCAAAGGGGAUAUAGAAUUUAAAAAUGUUUAUUUUGCAUAUCCUACCAGAAGUCAACAGAUGAUUCUACAAGAAUUUAAUCUGAAAAUACCAGCAGGUAAAACUAUUGCUAUUGUUGGAGCCUCUGGGAAUGGAAAAUCUACAAUCGUUUCACUUUUAGAAAGAUUUUACGAUGUUAAAGAUGGUUGUAUAACAAUAGAUGGAUAUGAUAUAAGAAACUUAGAUCCUUCUUGGUUGCGUGGAAAAAUAUUAGGUUUAAUAAGCCAAGAACCAAUACUCUUUGGUACUUCAAUUAUGGAGAAUAUUCGUUAUGGCAAACCAGAUGCUACUGACGAGGAGGUAAAACAAGCAGCACUUUUGGCAAAUGCAGAUGAUUUUAUAACAAAUUUUCCAUUAGGGUAUAAUACACCUGUAGGAGAAAGGGGUGUAACCCUAUCAGGGGGCCAAAAACAAAGAAUUGCUAUUGCCCGCGCACUUUUAAAAAAUCCAGCUGUUCUAUUGUUAGAUGAGGCAACGAGUGCGUUAGAUUCAGAAUCAGAAAAUAUUGUACUAUCUGCAUUGGAAAAAGCUCGGAAGGGUAGGACAGUCAUAGUAAUUGCUCAUAGAUUGUCCACAAUUCAAAAUGCAGAUCUAAUCGUUGUUUUAAAUAAAGGAAAAAUAGUCGAGAUGGGAACACAUGAAGAACUGAAGAAAUUGGGAGGUUAUUAUUGGUCACUAGUGUAUCAACAGCAGAAUAGCCCAGCUGGAUGAAAUCCUAGUAUAAAUUGUAAAUUAAUGAUGUAAAUAAAAAUUUGUAAACGAUCUUGAAUCGUAUUUCAGAUUUUGGGAUUAAAAAAAAUAUUUUA